AUGCACACAAACACGCUACACAAACAACAACAACAACAACAACAACAACAACAACAACAACAACAACAACAACAACAACAACAACAACAACAACAAACAUGUACACAAAACAGUCUGGAAUAUUGGAGAUGGCCGAGAGUCAUGGGAACCUACGGAACGCAUGGCACCAAAGUCUUUGGUCGACUGGUAACCGAACCGAACAAUGAUAUUUUGCACCGCUCCAUUAUGGAUACCAUUGCGCAAAGCAUGAACGAAGCGCCAAAUGGAGUGAUUGUCGGUACGGAAGAAUUUGAUCAAGUCGGACCGGAUGCAUUGAACAAUGCAAUUCCGGCCAUUAAAAAACUCAUCCGGCAUUUGAAUCUCAACAAUGAGGAUGUUACCUUUGUGUUGAACUAUCGGUCGCCCCGACUGGAUCAAUGGGUCAGUAUUUGGAAGCAUGAGGAAGGUGACUUUAUGGAUUCUACCUACGAAGAUUUCUUGUGCAUGUCUCACAACGAUCCUGCCGAAAGGAGACGACGAUUUGAUAUGCUGGGAGCCCAAAUGAAUCCCCUCGGUGCGGCCCAAAUCUUUUUGGAAGAAGGAUGGAAGGUCAAACUCAUUGAUAUGGGUGGUGUCGAAAAUGAUGAUAAGGAUAUUUCACACGUCAUUGGCUGCCGCGUCUUGUUGGCCGGUUGUAUCGACGGCUUUUUGGGAUCCUUGGGGGACGAACUGCCGCGGGAAAAUGCAGUGGAAAAACCAUUUGACGAAUUGAAUGACGAAGAAUCCGGCAAGAUGGAACAAUUGUUUCAGAAUCGUGAUUGUGGAUACCAGCAUUCCCUCAAAAAGUGGAUUGACAAUGGACAGAUGGAAAUCGAAUACCAAGAUACGCUAUGGAAAUCAUGCGAAAGCGGUCGUCAAUCGUAUUACACCAGCUUGGUCGGUGCUACCGAAGUCCUCUUCAAUGCAUUUUUGUCCCAAUUGGAAUGCAAAGACAAUCCACACGACCUUCGUGAUGGAAUCACCAUGGACCAAGCCUUGGGAAACAAUAAUACAAUCGGCCAUAUGGUCAAUGGAUUUGUAGAGGCGGUACUAAUUCCUCUCGUUUUCUUGGGUGGUGUUGGCUAUGUCAUGAUGAUGAUGCUCAAGGGUAAACAACAACGACGAUUGGAUGAACGGGGCAUUGCCGUGGUCCAAGCAGAAAUGACACCCUACCCAUCUUCGGCCUUUCAAGACGACCAUGAAAAUGAAGGAGGAGGUGACGAUGAUGGUGAUGAUGAUGAAAAUGACAGUGACGACGAUGUAGAAGAAGUCUAUAAGGAUCCAGCUAAGAGUGAAGAUGACAAAGAUGGGGAGUAG
Messenger RNA from Cylindrotheca closterium, 1335 nucleotides. The record is from the annotation of a GenBank genome assembly. NCBI's taxonomy places the organism in Eukaryota, Bacillariophyta, Bacillariophyceae, Bacillariales, Bacillariaceae.